Brassica oleracea var. oleracea is the source of this 605-nucleotide messenger RNA. RefSeq lists its product as uncharacterized. The record is from RefSeq and is a predicted model, not a curated record. The coding region runs from base 58 to 450 and encodes 130 amino acids. The transcript has a single exon. Lineage: Eukaryota; Viridiplantae; Streptophyta; Magnoliopsida; Brassicales; Brassicaceae. Gene Ontology annotation, biological process: response to auxin.
UUAUUUAAUUUAAAAACCUCAAAAAUUUCUCAAAAUCAAAGGUUUAAUACUUUACUAAUGGCCAAGUUCGGAAAGCUAACAAAGCUCAUAAAGAAAUGGCCUUCGUUCACCAAGAACCACCACCCAACCACCGAAUCCUCCUCCUCCGUGGCCACCAGCAAGGUCUCAAAAUGUGACGGUGAUCUUCAACUGGUCUACGUCGGGAAGUCUCGGAGACCUUACAUGCUUAGUUCCAACGUCAUCAACCAUCCGCUUGUCCAAGAACUACUUGAUAGAUCAUCGAGAUUUAUAGAAGAACGUCACGAUCAAAAGACUGUCUUGGUAGCUUGUGAAGUCGUAUUGUUCGAGCACUUAUUAUGGAUGCUCGAAGACAGUUUCUCCGAUCACGACGAUGAUGAUGAUCGCGAGAUAGGAUCUGUCCAGGAGUUGGCUGAGUUCUACACUUAUUGACGGCGACGUUAUACUUAUUUGUCUUAAUAUAUAUUUUAUUUAUUGAAAGUUUUUAUUUGUUCCUACAUGAUCCAAUGCGAUCCCCAAAACAUUAACUUCGGUUUUGUUUUCUAAUCAUUCUUAGGACAUCUUCCCUAAUCAUACUAGAAACUCUA